CGUGCAGCGGGCUUCAUACUAGCAGUGGCUGUGAAGAGGCCCGGCCAGCAUGCGAGCAACCCUGCUGGCGUCCCUUGUGGCCCUGGGCCUGCUGGGCCCCAGCCCUGGCGCCACCGACAAGAUUCCGAUAGGUGCAAUUUUCGAGCAAGGAACAGAAGAAGUGCAAGCGGCUUUCAAAUACGCUAUGCUGCAGCACAACCAGAACAUCACGGCCCGACGUUUCGAGCUGCAAGCCUACGUCGACGUUAUUAACACGGCUGACGCUUUCAAGUUGUCAAGGAUAAUUUGCUCGCAGUUUUCACGCGGCGUCUUCCUAAUGCUCGGCGCCGUGAACCCCGACUCAUUUGACACGCUCCACUCGUACGCCAACACCUUCCAAAUGCCCUUCGUGACGCCGUGGUUCCCUGAAAAGGUGCUGGCGCCCAGUUCCGGCCUCUUGGACCACGCGAUCUCGAUGCGGCCCGAUUACCACAAAGCCAUCAUUGACGUCAUCAGGUACUAUGGCUGGAGGAAGAUCAUCUACUUGUACGACUCCCACGACGGUUUACUGCGGCUGCAGCAGAUUUAUCAAGGAUUGCAGCCGGGCAACGACUCCAUCCAAGUUGAGACCGUCAAGCGCUUGCAAAAUGUAUCCGACGCGAUCAAUUUCCUGCACAACAUCGAGGAACUGAGCAGGUGGACGCCAAAGUACAUUGUGCUCGAUUGUCCGACGGAAAUGGCCAAGGAAAUUGUCGUCUCGCACGUGAGGGAUAUCACCCUUGGAAAGCGGACUUAUCACUACCUCCUAAGCGGUCUCAUCAUGGAUGAUCGAUGGGAGAGCGAAGUGAUUGAAUAUGGCGCCAUCAAUAUCACCGGUUUUCGAAUCGUGGAUACGAGCAGGAGGUACGUUCGCGAAUUUCUGGAAGGCUGGCGCAAAGUGGAGUCUGGAAUUCAAUCUAACACCGGCACUGCGAUCCAGCGUGACACAAUUUCGGCUCAGGCAGCUUUGAUGUACGAUGCCGUGUCUGUCAUGAUUGAAGUGUUCAACAAGUUGCUGCGGAAGAAACCAGACAUGUUCCGCUCCAACGUGCGCCGAGGGCAAGUGUUCAACAAUGGCAGCCGCGGACUCGAGUGCAACUACAGCAAGAACUGGGUCACUCCAUGGGAGCAUGGGGAUAAAAUCUCAAGAUUCUUGCGAAAGGUUGAGCUUGACGGGCUGACCGGCGAAAUCCGCUUUAGCGAGGAUGGCAGACGGACCAACUACACGCUGCACGUGAUGGAGAUGACAGUCAACAGCGCCAUGGUCAAGGUAGCAGAAUGGACCGACGAAAAAGGAUUCACACCUGUCGCUGCCAAAUACGUGCGGCUAAAACCAUUUGCUGAGAUCGAGCGCAACAGAACUUACAUCGUUACUACGAUCGAAGAAGCACCAUACAUCAUGAUGAAAACAACAGAACCCGGCGAGGUGCUGACAGGCAAUGAUCGAUUUGAAGGUUACUGCAAAGACCUGGCUGAUUUAAUCGCCAAAAAGCUUGACAUCAGAUAUGAGCUGCGGAUUGUUAAAGACGGAUAUUACGGUUCCGAAAAUUCUGACGUGAAAGGAGGCUGGGACGGCAUGGUAGGAGAAUUAGUGAGAAAGGAAGCAGAUAUAGCGGUCGCAGCUCUGACCAUUACAAGAGCCAGGGAGCGGGUUCUCGACUUUUCAGAGCACUUCAUGGAUCUGGGCAUCUCGAUCAUGAUAAAAAAGCCAGCAAAACAGGCGCCCGGGGUGUUCAGUUUUAUGCUUCCGUUUGGCCGGGAGGUGUGGGCUGCUAUUUUUUGCGCCUACCUCUUCGUCACGUGCGUCAUGUACAUUGCCCACUGCUGGAGGCAAACCGUCGCCAAACCAAGGAGAACGCGGUACGUGCAGCAAAUGGGCUGGGUGGCCAUCGCCUCGUCCAUCAGCCACCAGUUCAGCUUGAAAAACUGCCUGUGGUUCGCGCUGGCGAGCGCCUUCAAGCAGGGCAACGCCAUUCUGCCCAGAUCGAUAUCAGGGCGGAUAGUGGGGAGUGUCUGGUGGUUCUUCACCCUGAUUCUGAUCUCAUCAUACACCGCCAACUUGGCCGCCUUCCUCACCGUUGAGCGAAUGGUCGCCCCAAUUAACUCUCCAGAAGACUUGGCAUCGCAGACGGAAGUGGAGUACGGAACCCUGUACCAAGGCUCAACCUGGGACUUUUUCAGGCGGUCGCAAAUCACUCUCUACAGCAAGAUGUGGGAAUUCAUGAACUCGAGGAAACACGUCUUCGUGAAGACCUACGAAGAGGGCAUCCGCAGGGUCCGCCACUCCAAGGGCAAGUAUGCUUUACUGAUCGAGUCGCCCACAAACGAUUACAUCAACGAGAGAGAGCCAUGCGACACCAUGAAGGUCGGACGCAAUUUGGACGCCAAAGGGUUUGGCGUUGCCACCCCUCUCGGCUCACCCCUCAGGGACGGAAUCAACCUGGCCGUGUUGUCACUGAAGGAAAAUGGUGAACUGGCGAAGCUGAAGAACAAGUGGUGGUACGACCGUACGGAAUGCAGACACGACAACAAACAGGAUGCCGCCCGAAAUGAAUUGUCCCUCAGCAACGUGGCUGGAAUAUUUUACAUUUUGAUCGGUGGAUUAGUGCUCGCCAUGGGAGUCGCACUUUUAGAAUUCUGCUACAAGUCGCAGGUGGAAGCUGGUCGAGCAAAGAUCCCCCUGUCAGACGCGAUGAAGGCAAAGGCUCGGCUCACAAUAGGCGGAUCGCGGGACUAUGACAACGGUCAACUUUUCGGAGAACCGUCAUAAAUCAUCGGCUGAAGAUGGGAAUUUUGACAGUGUCCCUUCAAGAACACAAGAUAUAAUAAUAUCACGCACAGUGCGUCUGCAUUGUUAAAUAUCACGUCAAAACAGGAUAAAAAGUGAUUGGCUUGAGGGUGAUACACAACUUUAAAUCUAUGGAAAUUUAAAAAAUUUGGUGAAAACCUAAAAUUCCAUUUGUGCCAAUCACUUGUCUUAUGUUUUAAUCAGUGGAAUGUUCGGUCCUGGAUCUUCUCUGAGAAAAUUAACUGUCGCAGAUGUUUUUGAGAGAUGUACUACUUCUUGGGAAAUUUAAGACCUUCUGGAAUUGUGUAGCAUAUUACAUUGAGUGCGAAUGGUCGAGUGUGCGAGAAGUGGUUUGCAUUUUAAACCCUUCAGGUUCAAUAGAUCAUUUUGACAGUUGUGAACAUGUCUGUAUGUUUAAAAGGAAAAUUUUAAUCACAAAACGUUAAACUAAACACAUUAUAGGUGUUAGAGAAUAAAAAUUAAAAAUAAAACAAAAUCAUUAAACUUAAGAUGGUGUUUGUAAAAAAUGUGCAAUAAAAUUUCGUAAUAUAUAUACUACUUGUUGACGUAAAAGACAAAUUCCCGAUUUUUAUUUGCAGCGCAUAAGAUUAU
This is a messenger RNA of Cloeon dipterum, 3418 nucleotides long. Its product is annotated as glutamate receptor 1-like. Gene Ontology annotation, molecular function: glutamate receptor activity; transmitter-gated monoatomic ion channel activity involved in regulation of postsynaptic membrane potential. The transcript is spliced from 17 exons. Gene Ontology annotation, cellular component: plasma membrane; postsynaptic density membrane. Gene Ontology annotation, biological process: synaptic transmission, glutamatergic; modulation of chemical synaptic transmission; monoatomic ion transport. Bases 50 to 2788 code for a protein of 912 amino acids. NCBI's taxonomy places the organism in Eukaryota, Metazoa, Arthropoda, Insecta, Ephemeroptera, Baetidae. The record is from RefSeq and is a predicted model, not a curated record.